AAAAAAAAAAGGGAAAAGAUUUCUUAGAAGAAGAGGGUGUUCUUCAUACGUUUCAAUCUCAGUAUCCGAAACUAACCAAAAUUACGCCUCUCUCUGCCUCUCCUUAUCGCAAGAUUACAAAACCCUAAUUUUCUUAUCACAAGAAGACUCAAACCCCGUUUAACAUUCACACCUCGUCUCCCAGUAUAUAUUAUUUCUGUGAGAGUUGUUUUAUUCUCUUCUGAGAAAACGCAUUGUUUGGAUUGCGAAUAUAAUACUGGGCGGUUAUUAAACGGUUACGUUUUUGGUAUAGUGAGGCAACAAUCAAUGAUUCAUUAGCAGGUUAGGGUUAGUUGUAUUCGAUAUUUGUCUCUCUCUCUACAAAUUUCCCUAUAUUUUGUUGAGCAAAUAUUUUGCUGUUCUAACCCUAAGACCUUCCUUACCACUUGGUUUUUUUUAAUAUAUCUCUGCGUAAAAUAACAUACACUCAUAAACUGUCUAUGUUUUAGGGCUUGUCUUUUUGUUUUGUUCUAGGGUUUUUCCCUAAUUGUGCCGGUUUAUGGGUGUGAAUUAACGUUAAGGAACAUUGGGUAUUCUUUCAUUGUUUCCAUUCAUUGAUUGUUGUUUUCGCGUAAGGAUUUGGUGCUUUUGAAGAGAUGAGGGUCUAUUGAGUGUAGUUGUGGCGUGUUUGUCAGCAAAUCCAACUUUGAUUGAAGAUGGAGGUGUAGAGACUAUGAAGAGAUAGAUUUAAGUUAAUUCCGUUAAAUAAUACCACUUUUUGUUGCCGUUGUCUUUGUUUUUGUGCUCUGGUUACAGGCUUGUGUCGGAAUUUGCUUCUGUUAGUUUUUUUUUGUUGAAUGUGCCCAUUGACUGAUAUUGUACCUGCAAGUGCAAUUAGAGCGCUUUGUGUUUAACUGGCGACUGACUUGAUUGGUUGCUCUGUCAAUUGAUGGCGGCUGUGAAGCCAAGUGGGUAUCUUAGGAGAAAAGAAGUAUAGAAUUAGGGUUAGAAGGCAGUUACUUUGUAAGGAAGUAUAAUUAUUCUGUUGGAAGGGGUGGAGAAGAAGGCCAGAGAAGUGAAUCUCUUGUUGUAUCUGAUGAUGUUCUUUGCUCCUGAUGGAAAGAAGUGAACCUACAUUAGUUCCUCAAUGGUUGAGAAGUGCUGGAAGUGCUACUGGUGGUGGCAGUACAGCCCCCCACUCCGCGUCAUCAUCUUCUCACUCAGAUGGAACUUCAUCUAUACAUCACACCAGAAGUAGAAAUGCUAAAAGCAUAAGCGAUUUUGAUAGCCCUCGUUCUACCUUUUUGGACCGGACUUCUUCCUCAAAUUCAAGGAGGAGUUCUAGUAAUGGUUCUGCUAAACAUGCGUAUAGUAGUUUUAAUAGAAGUCACCGUGAUAAGGAACGCGAGAGAGAUAAAGACAGGUUGAGCUAUGGGGAUCUGUGGGACCAUGAUUCUUCUGACCCUUUAGGAAACAUCGUAAGCAGUUGGAUUGAGAAGGACACCUUGCGGCGCUCUCACUCAAUGGUUUCAAGGAAACAGAGUGAGAUCUUGCCCCGAAGCAGUAAUACCAGUCAUAACAAUGGAAAUGGUGUGCUGUCUGGGGUUAGUCCUGGUAGUAACAUCAAGAAGUCUGUGUUUGAGAAAGAUUUUCCCUCGCUUGGAUCUGAAGAGAGGGGAGUGCCUGAUAUAGGAAGAGUCUCAUCGCCUGGUUUGAGCUCAGCUGUACAAAGCUUGCCUGUUGGUAGUUCAGCUUUAAUUGGUGGAGAGGGAUGGACCUCUGCACUAGCAGAGGUGCCCCCCAUAAUUGGGAACAAUAGUUCAGGAUCUUUUUCCGCACAAACUGGUGUAGCCUCUACAUUGUCUGGGCAGCCUAGUGCAAUGGCUGGUCUUAACAUGGCUGAAGCAUUGGCACAACCUCCAGCGCGGGCUCGUGCUGGUCCUCAGUUAUCUAUCAAGACACAAAGACUUGAGGAAUUGGAAAUUAAGAAGUCAAGGCAACUAAUACCGGUGACACCUUCAAUGCCUAAGGGUUUGGUGCACAGUUUCUCUGACAAAUCAAAACCAAAAACUGCUGUUAGAGCUGUUGAGAUGAAUAUGGUUUCAAAGAAUGUGCAACCGCCACCUUCUUCAUUGCUCCAGGCUAGUCAAUCUCUUCAUGGUGCAACUGCAAAGUCUGAUUUGUCAAAGUUAUCUCAUGGGAAGCUCUAUGUUCUCAAACCUGCAUGGGAAAAUGAUGUUUCCAAUCCUCCAAAGGAUGUUGCUAGUCCCACAAGUAAUGCCAACAGCCGAGCAGCAAGUAACCAGCUUGCUGUUGCUCCAUCGAUAGCGUCAGCUCCUUCAAAGACACCAAACAACCCCAAGUUUUCCUCUGGGGAGCGCAAGGCUUCUACCUUGAAUCCAAUAGCUGUAUUCCCUGUGGAAAGGAGACCCUCGUUGUCGCAAACUCAGAGCAGACAUGAUUUCUUUAACCACCUAAAGAAGAAAACCUCAGUGAACAGUUCUGCUCCCCCUGGAGAUUCAGGCUCUGAUAUCUCAUCUCCCACUGCAGAGAAAUCUGGAGAAGUACUGAAGGAAGCAGUGGGUGCUCCUGUCAGUCAUAGAACUGACAAUGGUGUAGAGGUGACUGUCAAUGGUGAUGCCCAUGAAGAGGCCCAGAGCUUUUCCAACAUGGGAGAGAAAAGUGUGAGCUGCUAUCCAACAGUGGAUCCAGAUGAGGAAGCUGCAUUCCUCCGUUCCCUUGGCUGGGAGGAAAAUUCUGGGGAGGAUGAAGGCCUUACAGAGGAGGAGAUCAAUGCUUUCCUUCAGGAGUGCAAGAAAAGAGGUGGGCAGUUGAAGUUGCCUGAAUUUCAUUCAACCCCUGUUGGUGAACCUUCUUCGGAAUUGAGCUCAUCUGACUCUGGAUCUGAGGCCUGAUUAGCUAGUUUUUCUUACAUAAUAGAUCCAAGAAGUUCAAUUUUUUAUGGCAGAUGGGUAGUUUCUUCUUUUUCCUAUUUUUGUUUUUUUUUUUUUUUGGGAAGAAAAACUGAUGAGUUGGAUAGAAAGAACAGGUGGGUCAUGGGUGGAACUGCAUUUUGCAAAUAGUGCAAUAAGUUUCAGGCGCCCCAAUCCUGCCUUGGUAAACAGGGGAAUUCUUUUUUUAGGCUUCAAGGUUGUUUUGGAGAUAGGGGCCGUUUUGACUGCAGUGGAAGAUGCUGAGAAAGUUGCAUCAUUUGGGGUAUUUAGUUCUUUUUCACUUUUCCUUUUCGAGAGGGGUUUGAUUCUACUAGUAGAAAAGAAGAAAGAGAAAGCUUAUGGUGUUUUUUUUGUCAAUUUUACCAAAAAGGAAAUCAAAGAAGUUUCAUUUUUAGUUUA
Molecule: messenger RNA, 3332 nt
Organism: Mangifera indica (mango)
Lineage: Eukaryota; Viridiplantae; Streptophyta; Magnoliopsida; Sapindales; Anacardiaceae
Exons: 5
Coding region: 1095-2894 (599 amino acids)
Source: RefSeq, a predicted model, not a curated record